This is a messenger RNA of Pseudogymnoascus destructans, 396 nucleotides long. RefSeq lists its product as uncharacterized. NCBI's taxonomy places the organism in Eukaryota, Fungi, Ascomycota, Leotiomycetes, Thelebolales, Thelebolaceae. The record is from RefSeq and is a predicted model, not a curated record. The transcript has a single exon. The coding region runs from base 1 to 396 and encodes 131 amino acids.
AUGAGUGGGUGGGAAGAUCAUUCUGAUGCUGAUGAUGAUGGCAACAGUGUUUUCGGAGAAGCGCCUUUGCCCCCUGCAAAUAUCCAGCAGGUUGCAGAACAGAUUGCCCAGGGUUUAUUAAACCUUGAUGAGUCAAUGGAACCAGCUGAUGACGAAUUUGACAAUCCUGAUUCAUACAGUGUCGAGCUCCCAGUAGAAGACUCAGUUCCGGACGAAGACUUCCUCCCAAUUGGAGAUGCCCCUCCCGACGAUGACCCUGGGUUGGAAAUGCUGCCUCCUGUUACGAUAUCAAGUGCGCCUUGCAGCUUGAGUGGGGGUUCAGGGGUGUGGGGAGCUUUCCGGGGUUGGAGCGAAGUUUUCAGUUGUGGAGUGAAUUCUCAGAACUGGUCUCGCUAA